Drosophila arizonae is the source of this 935-nucleotide messenger RNA. RefSeq names its product CCR4-NOT transcription complex subunit 11 (gene Not11). Lineage: Eukaryota; Metazoa; Arthropoda; Insecta; Diptera; Drosophilidae. The record is from RefSeq and is a predicted model, not a curated record. Gene Ontology annotation, cellular component: CCR4-NOT complex.
CACAACAGCUUUUAAUGUACACAUAAUAUUCAAAUUUACACAUCUGAACAAUUAAUCAUCAAUUAUGAACGACAUUGGCAAUUGAAACUCUGCUCUGUGUAAACUGUCGAUGAUCUUGUGAUCAUCUAAAGCUUAAUUGUGAUUAGCAAACUAGAAAUUAUUUAUAUGUAUGAUAAUAUUACUUUGUUGGUUAUAAGUAGAACUUCUCAAUGCAAACAUGUUCUUAUCGAUUGCCCCGCCAUUGAUGGACUUUGAAGACGAAUUGAUAUGGAUUAACCAACUAAGCAAUCAAAAUCUGACUGUGUUAUAUGAUAAAUCAAAUUAUGUUACGCCCAACACGAAACUCCUUAUAGAGCAAGCAUUCAUCCAGCCUCUCAGUUUGCAAGAUCAGCAAAUUCUAUUUGAUGAUCUGCAAAAGCAAAACAGAAAUAUUGCACAUCAAUAUGGACUGACACCGGCUAAACUACCUCAGCUUGUUGAAAACAAUCCACUCAUUUCGAUUGAAAUUCUACUGAAACUUAUGUUAACUACCGACAUAACAGAAUAUUUCAAUAUUUUGGUCAAUAUGGACAUAACUCUGCAUUCAAUGGAGGUGGUUAACAGAUUAACAACUUCUUGUCCGCUGCCGACUGAAUUCAUUCACUUAUACAUUAGCAAUUGUAUUUCUGCUUGCGAGACCGUUAAGGACAAGUACAUGCAGUCGCGCUUGGUUCGAUUAGUUUGUGUUUUUCUACAAUCCCUGAUUAGAAACAAGAUUAUAAAUGUUAAGGUGCUGUUUAUUGAAAUUGAAGCGUUUUGCGUUGGGUUUAGUAAAAUUAAAGAAGCUGCAGCUUUGUAUCGCCUAAUAAAACAUUUGGAAACCGGAGAUACCAUUCAAACCGCAAAUUCCUUAGCGAAACAAUGAUUUUAAAGCUGUAAAUAAUAAAACAAACUUU